Penicillium odoratum is the source of this 1122-nucleotide messenger RNA. RefSeq names its product putative UV excision repair protein (RadW). The transcript has 7 exons. NCBI's taxonomy places the organism in Eukaryota, Fungi, Ascomycota, Eurotiomycetes, Eurotiales, Aspergillaceae. Gene Ontology annotation, biological process: nucleotide-excision repair; proteasome-mediated ubiquitin-dependent protein catabolic process. Gene Ontology annotation, molecular function: damaged DNA binding; ubiquitin binding; proteasome binding. The coding region runs from base 1 to 1122 and encodes 373 amino acids. The record is from RefSeq and is a predicted model, not a curated record. Gene Ontology annotation, cellular component: nucleoplasm; cytosol.
AUGAAGCUUACUUUCAAGGAUCUGAAGCAGGAGAAGUUCGUCAUCGACGCCGAACCCUCUGAGACUAUUCGCCAAGUCAAGGAGAAGAUCGCUUUAGAAAAGAGUGGCUACGAUGCGGAACGCACAAAGGUCAUCUAUUCUGGAAAGAUUCUGCAAGAUGACAAGACAGUGGAGUUUUACAACAUCCAAGAAAAGGACUUCCUAGUCUGCUUGCCGUCCAAGCAACCCAAGGCCGCGUCCUCUGCCUCUGCGGCCCCUUCCACGCCGGCUCCCCGAGCUCCCGCUGCCACCCCUGCUGCCCCUCCUGCUCCUGCCCCGGCCGCUGCCUCAACUCCCGCUGUCCCUGUGACUCCAUCCCCUGCUGAGCGUGCCGCUCAAGCAGAGGACCGAGACGCUGCCUUCAAUGACCCUUCCGCGUUGGCGAUGGGUACCGCCGCUGAAAGUGCGGUGAGCCAGAUGGAGGCUAUGGGAUUCGCAAGAAGUGAUAUCGACCGUGCGAUGCGCGCUGCAUUCUUCAACCCAGACCGUGCGAUUGAAUACCUCUUGACUGGCAUUCCCGCAGAUGUGCAACAGGAACAACAACAGCGGCAGCAACAGCAGCAGCAGGACAGAUCCUCCCCUGACGCUCCUACCGCUACUCUUGGCACUGGCGGUGAAGAGGUAAACUUGUUCGAGGCCGCUGCCCAGGCUGGUGAUGGUGGUGCCCGUGGUGCCCGUACUGGCGGUGCUCACGUCCCUGGUGGCGAUGCCUUUGCCAACUUGGAGUUCCUCCGCAACAACCCCCACUUCCAGCAGCUGCGUCAGCUUGUCCAGCAGCAGCCUCACAUGCUUGAGCCCAUCCUGCAGCAGGUUGCGGCCGGCAACCCCCAGAUUGCCCAGAUCAUCGGACAGAACUCUGAGCAGUUCCUGCAGUUGUUGAGUGAGGACCUGGACGAAGAUGAGGCUCUGCCGCCAGGCACACAAGCCGUAUCCGUCACACCGGAGGAGCGGGAUGCCAUUGAGCGCCUGUGCCGUUUGGGCUUCCCUCGGGAUUCCGUCAUCCAGGCCUACUUCGCGUGCGACAAGAACGAGGAGCUUGCCGCCAACUUCCUCUUCGAUCAGCCCGAUGAUGAGGAGGAGUAA